CGCUCGACCGAUCGAGCCCAGUUACUUCUCACCGGCCGGCGACCAUGGGCGCCGCAGCCUUCCUCGAGCCGAACCAGCGCGCCGCCGUGCUGGCCAUAGGCACGGCGAACCCGGCGAACUGCGUUCUCCAAGACGAGUUCCCCGAAUGGUACUUCCGGGUCACCAGGAGCGAGCACCACCCCACGCUCAAGGCCAAGAUGAAGAGAAUAUGUGAGAAAUCAGGCAUCAGGAAGCGCCAUUUCCACCACACGGAGGAGAUGAUCGGCAGCCAUCCCGAGCUCCUGGACCGUGCCCUGCCAUCCCUCAGCGCACGGCUGCGCAUCACCGCGGACGCCCUGCCCGAGCUAGCCGCCGCCGCGGCGGAGAAGGCGAUCGCGGAGUGGGGCCGUCCGGCCACCGAUAUCACGCACCUCAUCUUGAGCACCAACUCCAGUGGCGGCGUGCCGGGCCCGGACGUCCGCCUGGCGGCGCUCCUCGGCCUCCGCCCCACCGUGCAGCGCACCACGCUCUACCUCCACGGCUGCUCCGCCGGCGCCGCCGUGUUCCCCAUCGCCAAGGACCUCGCCGAGAACGACGACCGGGCGCGGGUGCUGGUGGUCUGCGCCGAAACCAUCGUCAUCGGCUUCGGCGCCCCCGACGAGGCUAACCCCAACGGCCUGGUCGCCAACUCCCUGUUCGGCGACGGCGCCGGCGCUGCGAUCAUCGGCGCCGGCCCAGUGGCCGCCGUCGAGCGCCCCAUCUUCCACAUGGUGUCCUCCUCGCAGUCGACGUUGCCGAGGACGGAGCCUGCCGUCUUGGUCCGUCUCGGCGAGAGCGGCCUUGGCUACAACCUGUCCGCUGAGCUUCCAGCUCUGGUCCGCAGCAGCAUCGAGAAGUGCCUGGUGGACGCGUUGGCGCCGCUGGGUCUCGCCGCCGGCGCGGGCGGCUGGAACAGCCUCUUCUGGGCGAUGCACCCCGGCGGCCGUGCGAUCUUGGACAGCUACGAGGCCGCUCUUGGGUUGGAGCCGGGGAAGCUGGCGGCCAGCCGGCAUGUGCUGGGUGAGUACGGCAACAUGCUCGGCGCGACGAUCAUCUUUGUUCUCGACGAGGUGCGGCGCCGCCGCCAAGGUGGUGACGCUGGCGGCGACGUUGCCUGCGAAUGGGGCGUCAUGCUCGCGCUCGGACCUGGACUCACUGUCGAGACGAUGGUGCUGCAUGCUGCUGGCAGCCGGGACGAGAAAUAGCUCGCCAUCUCAGCUAAAUGAACAUUCUUGUGUAACCCGGGGAAAUGUUACUGCCAAAGGGCAUCACCCUGCGCACCCAGACCUCAAAACUGUUAGAGCCUUACAUGUAUGUGGAUGAUAAUAUUGGUAUGGUGUAUGUGUGAGUUAUGGAUGGAAGUCUAGAGUUGCUAAAAUCACAAGAAGUAUGCUUCCUUUCUUAGUUUAUAUUUUCCCAUCGAUAACA
Panicum hallii is the source of this 1446-nucleotide messenger RNA. Its product is annotated as bisdemethoxycurcumin synthase-like. Gene Ontology annotation, biological process: polyketide biosynthetic process. The transcript has 2 exons. The coding region runs from base 45 to 1223 and encodes 392 amino acids. NCBI's taxonomy places the organism in Eukaryota, Viridiplantae, Streptophyta, Magnoliopsida, Poales, Poaceae. The record is from RefSeq and is a predicted model, not a curated record. Gene Ontology annotation, molecular function: acyltransferase activity, transferring groups other than amino-acyl groups.